This is a messenger RNA of Stylophora pistillata, 1155 nucleotides long. RefSeq lists its product as uncharacterized. Gene Ontology annotation, molecular function: zinc ion binding; nucleic acid binding. NCBI's taxonomy places the organism in Eukaryota, Metazoa, Cnidaria, Anthozoa, Scleractinia, Pocilloporidae. The record is from RefSeq and is a predicted model, not a curated record.
UCAAUAUGGCGGCGUUUUGAAAUAUGAACUAUGUUCGUCAACAACGAAAGUAGAGUUUACAUCUAGCUGCCACAAAUAGUCUUUAUUUGAUUAAACAUGAGUUCUUCAGACAUUAAGGAUUUAAUUGGACGACUAACCAACCAGAACAAUGAAAGUCAAAGAACAGGAUGCAAGAAAUGCGGCUACAGUGGUCACCUAACUUUUCAGUGUCGUAACUUUGUACGCGUUGACCCAAAGAAGGAUGUAGUGGUUGAUGUCAGUAGUACAUCCAGUGAGGAAGAGGACAGUGAUAAAGAAAUCAGCAUCAGCUCUACAACAACUCCUACUUCAUCUGAUUCAGACUCAAAAAGAAAAAAGUUGCAGAAGAGAAAAAUAGCAAAAGAAAGAUCCCAGUCUCUAGAGAGGGCCUUGAAACAAAGAGAUGUUCCUCGUCAGAGGGCUGCCUCAUAUUCACCACCUGCUUUAAAAAGAGCUAAGAGAAGUCAUUCAGUAACAACUGAUGAAAGUGACAAAAGUGAUGAUGAAUCUGAUAGUCAUAAAAGAAGAAGUAAAAAGACCAACAAACAUAAGAAAGAAAAGCCAAGGAGUAAACACAGAAAGAGCCACAAACACAAAGAAAAGAAGAAAAGGAAAAAGAGCAGAAAAAGACAUGAGACAACUUCAGAAUCUGAGUGAUGUUCUCUUAGGACUGUUUAACCUUAAUGUACAUGUGUAUAGAUAUUGAGGAUUUACACUGAAGUAGAGCAAAGAUCUGUGAGCAGUGGUGAAUGUUUAAGCCGUCUGUAUCAACCAUUUUUGUGUGGAUGUGCUUCUCCUCUAUUCUACAAGUAGUAUUUUAAAUAACUUUUAUAACAUUGCUCCAAUGUAGGUAAAAAAUGGUCUGUUUGACUUGUCCGACCAUCGAAGUGUAACAUCAAAAACCACAGUGGAUGUGAGCAAUAUUUGUUUCUUUAUGACUUUACUUCUUUCAAUGAUUUUGCACAUUUGUUUGUUUUUUCUUCAAAUCUAGAAUAUAAUUUUAUUUUCUUCCAUUCUCUUUUUUGCUUGUCUAAUAGUUUUUCUAAUCAGUGCAGAAACUAUACCACUUAACAAAUGGUAAACACCACAGCGUACACUAUUGAGUUGUGGAUGCAUGCAGGAGGUUGCUAAGCAUGA